AUGAGCACCAACAGUGAGAUCGACGACUAUGAUGGCAGCUCGUCAUUGCCUUUUGAUGACGGUGCCUCGUCGUCUUCUGAAAUUGAUGAACAUGAUCAAGAUCCCCAUCUCGCCCUUGACCACAUCGCGAAGUCCCACAAAGUCACCUAUCCUCUUCGCGGCAAUUACACGAAGUGGCCUGUCCAUGCAGCCUUUCGUGAGUUGGUCCAGAAUUGGCGAGAUGCUAUCAUCAAGUCAUACAACCUGAAAGAAGCGAACUUUCGUGUCGAACGUGAAGUGAAAUCCCGGGGCCACAACAUCGAGAUCAUCUACAGAGUGCCGCGCUGUGGCGCUGAAAUUAGCGAAGAUUGGCUGGGCUACAUCCGCUUCACCGGUCGCGAUGGUGCGGGCACGAUCGAAAUCACGAACCGGUCUGCUAACUUGCGGACAGAACACCUUGACUUUGGAGGUACCACCAAGCAAGAGGAUGAGAAUCAGGCUGGAUCCCACGGAGAGGGUCUCAAACUUGCCGCUGUGGUCUUAAUGCGCCGAAAACACAACCAUCAUAUCAUAGGUUGCUCAAGCGGCUUCAAGUGGAACUUUUCGUUUACUAAGCUCGGACACCUUCAAGUUAAACUGACCCGCAUGAAGCCUGAGGCAAUUUUCAAGGCAAAGGAUUCCACUCGAGGGCGGAUGCGUGGAAGCUUGAUUCCGUUUGCAUUCAUGCCAGACAAGGACGUACAAUUCAUCAUAGGACAACGUUUCAUAAAUCGAGACGAUGGAGGUGUCAUGGUCAAGCGAAGAUCGAUCCAGCUAGAGGACUUUGAGUCUUGGACGAAGGUUGCGUUGUUCCUUUCUGAUCCCCCUCCUCCGAGAGGGAGCAUGAUUUCCACCAAACAUGGCGACCUUCUCGCUGCUGAGAACUUGCGCGGCAAGAUCUACCUAAAGGGUCUUCUGCUUCAUUCAGCGAGCAUGACACGCAAGCCUCUCAAGUUUGGAUACAACUUCGCCCGUGGACAUACCAAUCGCGACAGACAGUCCGUCACUGAUGCUUCCGAUGAAUCGAGCGCUAUCUGGCAAAUCCUGGAAGAAGCGUUGCCAGGCAACCUGGAGUUGAUACGGGAGCUGAGCAAUUUGCUUAACACUAGAGAGGAAUUUGCCGAUAUCAUAUCUGCAAAGUAUUGCAGCUACGAUACUGCGUGUUUGCUUCGAGGCUACCUCUUUAGAGGGGAGUUUGCGAACCAUUGGUAUUACUCCGGCGAGGACAACCAAAGGCUUCAUUAUAUCAUUGAAGGCCUUGGGCGCGAUGGCUUUGAGCUACACCAGAGGUACUGGACACUCCUGCGGAGUCACGGGCUACUCUGGACUGCUGAGGAAGAAGAGCAGCGGCGCUUCAGAGCUGCCCCCUACGUCCCAGUCCCAGAGACCACCUUUGCGACGUCGGUGAGCCGGCUGUUGCGCGCCUGCAUCCGCGCUUGCCCUCAGACAACCGAAAUGGCUAUGAGCUUCGUUCAAGCCGGUCAACUUCAUCUCCAGCUCUCCUUUUCGGAAGACGAGCAGCUCUUCCGUAUCCACGAGCGGUGGCUUCGUAUGGAUACCGCGAUCAACGAACUGGCCCUUGACGAUGACCUAGAAGAGAUCAACAUCGUAUGGUAUACCGUGAAAAGCCUGUUUUCUGACGCAUUGGAACAACUGCCGCGUCAGUGGUUCGUUGCAGAAGACAAGGUGAAGACAAGCGAGUGGCAGAGGAAGCUGGAGAUACUUCGAGCGGAGCAGAGGUUGGAGGAUGAUCAGGAGUACUUCUUUGUUUUGGUCACACCGAAAGAUGCCAAAUCUUUCGUCAACGUAUCCAACACCAAGCGCUGCGACAGCACAUACUCGCCCUCAGCCCUACUCAGCAAUGAGGACCGGGCGAACUUGUUUUCGCUUGGGGCCCAGCUCGCUGAGCUGAAUAUUCUUGAGAUUGAUCGAUGGUAUGAAGCUGUGGAUACUAGCAACGUACGAGCGGUGAUUGGCAUCAAGAAAGGAGAGAGGCACCUCUCAGGAGAGCCGAGGAAGCGCCGCAGGAUGGGUUUCGACGCCUGA
Molecule: messenger RNA, 2064 nt
Organism: Diaporthe amygdali
Lineage: Eukaryota; Fungi; Ascomycota; Sordariomycetes; Diaporthales; Diaporthaceae
Exons: 6
Coding region: 1-2064 (687 amino acids)
Source: RefSeq, a predicted model, not a curated record